CAGGAGGAACAGGAAGCUGUGUGCAGGGCUAUAAAAGAACGAAGACCCGCAAUAAGACAAUUGAGCUUUGGUGACUUAGAGAUCUACAUAAUGAGAGCUACUGCAGUUAUCCUUCUGGUUGUCUGUCUGCUGGACUUCGGUCAUGCAUGGAACUGCAAGGAAAUCAAGUUUAAGAAUCUGCGUCAGAUUGACGCAGGAAUUGGACAAGUGGUUGCUACCGACACAAGUCAAAUUCCCUACUACCUGGUAGGGGAUGAAUUGAUCCGCCUGCCUGGUGCUCUGUCACACAUCACUGUGGGGCCAGCAGGAAUCUGGGGUGUCAAUGAGGCAUAUGCAAUUUACAAGUAUGUGGCCGGUAAUUGGGUGCAAGCUGCAGGCCUUCUGAAACAGGUGGAUGCUGGCGGUGACCCUUUUAUUGUUGGGGCCAACAUGAACGAUGGACCAUUCUGUCUGAGAAGUGGUGCCACAGUUGGCUACAAGGGUCCAGACUCACCCCUUCCAUGGACUGGAUUGACAGGAUUAGUGAAGUACUACAGUUGUGGACCCUUCAUCUGCUGGGCUGUUAACAAGGAUGAUGAUAUCUUCAUAAUGAAUCUGAAGCCAGACUGUCAAAACGGUGGGUGGACUCAAAUUGGUGGGAAACUUUCCAUGAUUGAGGUGGCAUCUGAUGGUAGUGUCUUUGGAGCUAACUCUAAUGGGGAUGUUUAUACCAGAGACGGCAUCACAGCCAGUAAACCUGAAGGCACAGGAUGGACCCAAAUCCCAAUGUGCUUAAAAAUAAAGCAUGUGACCUACGACCUGGGCCGUCUUUGGGCUAUCUCUACGUCUGGUGUCACAAUGUUGUGCACAAAUUAGCUUCUCUUCUGCUUCUGAAGGCCGUCAUGGGACAACAUCAGUCAAAUGAUAUAAAUGUUGUUUCUGGUCACAGCUCAAAAUGUCAUAUCAUGUUUUUGGUGUUAAUCACUCUCACAUAGCUGUGAUGACGUUAAUUUAAAGUCUUCCAUGCAGAGUUGCUUUAAAUUAUUGGCAUUUGUGGAUGAUUAAGCUACUCUUUAUAGGUUCCCCCACAUCUCAACAAGGUUUAUGUCUGAACAUUGACUAGGCUACUUUGUAAUUGAUUUAUUUGUUUAGCCUUUUGUAGCUAUUAAAAUAUGGACAUGCUUGUGUAUA
This is a messenger RNA of Esox lucius (northern pike), 1170 nucleotides long. RefSeq names its product fish-egg lectin. The record is from RefSeq and is a predicted model, not a curated record. The transcript is spliced from 5 exons. The coding region runs from base 91 to 855 and encodes 254 amino acids. Lineage: Eukaryota; Metazoa; Chordata; Actinopteri; Esociformes; Esocidae.